Phascolarctos cinereus (koala) is the source of this 851-nucleotide messenger RNA. It is a transcript of the gene TMEM208, whose product is annotated as transmembrane protein 208. Gene Ontology annotation, biological process: vacuolar protein processing. The record is from RefSeq and is a predicted model, not a curated record. Lineage: Eukaryota; Metazoa; Chordata; Mammalia; Diprotodontia; Phascolarctidae. Gene Ontology annotation, cellular component: intracellular membrane-bounded organelle.
CUCCUCCCCCUUCCCCCACCCGGUGCGCUCUCCCUGCUGAGCUGGUGCUGCCCGGCGCCCAUUGCCGCCGUUCGUUCUCCUCUCCGUCCCGGAGUUGGUGGCUCGGUGACACCAUGGCGCCCAAAGGAAAGGUGGGCACGAAGGGGAAGAAGCAGAUAUUUGAGGAGAAUAAGGAAACCCUGAGAUUCUACUUUCGGAUCAUCCUGGGUGCCACUGCAGUUUACAGCAUCGUGACCCUUGUGAUCUUCUACUCUUCGGCAUCGUUCUGGGCCUGGACAGCCCUCGUGUUCAGCUCGGUUGUGUAUGGGGCCAGCUACCGCUCCAUGAGCUCCAUGGCCAAGGCAGCCUUCUCAGAGGAUGGGGCUCUGGCGGACAGUGGCAUUGACCUCAACAUGGAGCAGGGAAUGGCAGAGCACCUGAAGGACGUGAUCCUGUUGACAGCCAUUGUCCAAGUGCUCAGCUGCUUCUCCCUCUAUGUGUGGUACUUCUGGCUCUUGGCUCCAGGCCGGGCACUCUACCUCCUGUGGGUAAACAUCCUGAGCCCCUGGCUCACAGCCGAGUCAGCCAACUCCAUUGCCGAGCCCAAUGAAAAGCGCCAGCGAAGGCAGGAGCGCCGACAAAUGAAGCGGUUGUAGCCAGAGGUGGUGGAAGGCCAGCCGCAGCUACGGAACUGAGCAGAACUGAGCGAGGCUCAGGGUCAGGGCAGGCCCUGCCUAUCCAGUGCCUGGGUCCUGCUCUGUGACUGCCCAGGAGAAACAGACAGCCCAUGGGACCUGGACAUCUAGAUGAACUGGGUCAGGGUGGGCAGAGGGAGGGGGGUGGCUUGUUAUAAUAAAGAGCCAAAGCUGGGA